Gymnodraco acuticeps is the source of this 1015-nucleotide messenger RNA. Its product is annotated as golgin subfamily A member 1-like. The record is from RefSeq and is a predicted model, not a curated record. NCBI's taxonomy places the organism in Eukaryota, Metazoa, Chordata, Actinopteri, Perciformes, Bathydraconidae. The coding region runs from base 359 to 1015 and encodes 218 amino acids. The transcript is spliced from 8 exons. Gene Ontology annotation, cellular component: Golgi apparatus.
UCUGUGUUGGGAUGAAUACGUGUAGCUCACCAACUAGCUGCAGCUAGCUUGUCAGUCGAGACAGCUAGUACAUAUUGACUGUCACAAGGAUAGCUUUUCUUUACGUGUAUACAGCAAAGAAGCGAACGUACAUUCAUUGAACAUUUGAAAACGCUACGGACUGAUCCGUUGUCGAAGUUAAUAUGCUGUAACAGAAUGGAAUUACCAGAAACAACUUGUUUGGAGUGGUACUGCAUAAGGACACAGCUCUGUUUCAGCCUUCAGAACAAGGAGCCACACACUUCCAUGUGUCACAGGAAGUCCCUUACUCUCUAGAAACUGCAAAUUGCACCAAAAGAGAGACACUCAAAGGACAGACAUGUUUGCCAAGUUGAAGAAGAAGAUCGCAGAGGAGGCGGCCACAGCACCUCGGAGUGGUGUUCGGAUACCGCGCACCAUCAGCAAGGAAUCCAUCACCUCAGUAGGGGCAGACUCAGGGGAUGACUUUGCAUCUGAUGGCAGCAGCUCCAGGGACGACCUGCCUGCACAGCUUCUCAGGAGGAAUGAUCUGAUCCGCAAGCUGGAGGCCAAGCUAUCAGACUACGCUGAGCAGCUACGAAUUAUGCAGAAGACCAAGGACAAGCUUGAAAUUGCAUUAGAAAUGCAACAGGAUUCUUCCAUAAAGAAACUUCAAGACCAGAACGAGACUCACCAGACCAGCAGAGCCAAAAUGGCAGAGGGGAUGGCUCUAGCUCUGGAGAAGAAGGAUGAGGAAUGGAUUGAGAAGAUGACUGAUUUGGAAAAGGAGAAAGCUGCCCUGUCAGCCCGGCUAGAGGAGAUGAUGGAGCAAAGCUUAGCACUCUUCCAGAAAAGGGAUGACCUGGAUGAACUGGAGGGCUUUCAGCAGCAGGAGCUCGCUAAAGUUAAACACAUGGUGCGUACAUGUGAGCUGGAUGUUUGGAUUUACAGCAGAAAAAUAUUCAUGACAUUUAAAUCAUGCAGCAUUAGCAAAAUACUUCAAACUAGCAGGCUGUGA